This is a messenger RNA of Linum trigynum, 2989 nucleotides long. The record is from the annotation of a GenBank genome assembly. NCBI's taxonomy places the organism in Eukaryota, Viridiplantae, Streptophyta, Magnoliopsida, Malpighiales, Linaceae.
CAAAUACAAAUAAAUCAAAUUAGUGAUCUGGAGCGAAAUCGUAGCGGCGGUAAUGCAAAACGAAUAAUCUAUUGACGCCUUGACGGAAACGGGUUUCAGCGUCGACGGAAGGAGGGGCUGGCUCCGAAGAUGUGAUUGGUUAUGCUUUGGCGAGAAACAAAGACAAAAUUGACGAGGACAAUGUUCGAACCCCUAAAUUUUGGAUUUUUCUUCUUGCUUGCUUCUUCUCUUCAUCCGUCUUCUUUCGAUGUCCGAGGAGGCGAUUGGCGGGCGUUUUAGCUUCCUUUAUUUUCCACAAGUAACGUUGCAGUUGUAGAUCUCGAAAAGUUAUGCGGAAUAAAAAAAAAAUUUAUGACGUUCGGAUUUUGUAGCACAAAGUUAAGGCCGCCCAAAGUUUGACGAAAUCAAAAAAAGACUCGUUCGGGGUAGCAAAUGACGUUUUUUCGAGACGAAAAGCGGGACCAAACCGCCUACGGCUGUUUGCGGCUUGCAAGAUCUCGAAAAGUUAUUUGGAUUAAAAAAAAAAUCGAUACGAUCGGAUACCCGGGUCCAAAGUAACGUUCGCUUGAAGUUCCGGCCGAAAUUAGGAGUUGAUCGAAAAAAAAAAAGGACCAAACCACUGGGUGGGGUGGCGGUUUGGUCCAAAACCGCCAGCCCACCCAACGGUUUGGUCCGGUUUCCAAAAUCGCCGCUUCGCCCUGCGGUUUGCAUAGAAAACCGUGCUUCCGCCCAGCAGUUUUCGUGAUGCAAACCGCAGGGUGGGAUGGCGAUUUUUUAAAAAGGAUGGUAUUUUUGGAAUUUUUUGAAAUUGAGUGAUAUUUUUGGAAUAUUUUUUUAAACAGUGGUACUUUUGAAUUUUUUUCACAAUAAGAAGCCAAAACCAAAUAAUAUAAUAGCAUCUUCAACUUGAACCACAUACUUUUCAAGGAUUCUAUGAGACGAGUAACAAACAUCACUUCAAGGUACGGGCUUCCAGAUCAAUUUGCCAGCACAGCACUUAGCCCGCAGCAAAGUGCGGCUUCUCCGAGACUAAUUAAUACAUAAAGGAUGUACUUAGAAACUAGCAAGCAAGCACAGGAGCAGAGAGACACCAUACCAAACCAUGAAUUUGAAGGUAGCUUUUGUCGGCUGAUGGAAUGUUGUUUUAAAGAAGUCUCAGAAGUCUCAGCCACCCAGUGCAAGUGUGCAACUCCUUUCCUCUGCCUUCUCCCAUUCGGCAUGCCGCUCGAUUAUGAAUAGCGUGCAGGGUAUUUUAAGGUGGACCAUUUUUUUUUUUAAUUUUAGGUAUUAUAUGGGUUUGUGAGAAACACAUUUAUUUAGAGUUUCUAUUAUUAUAUUAAGUAGGAUAAUUAUAAUAUGGUUAGUAGAGAUUUAGUCGUAUUAGGAUUAUUAUUAGGGUUUUCCAGUAUUUCCCUAUAAAUAUGUACUUUGGGUUUACGUCAUAAUCAAUCAAGAACAAUAUUAAGAAGAAUCUCCUUAAACCCUAGUUUAUCCUCUCAACUCCUAAUUUCUCGUCUCAUCCUAGUCCAAGGCGUCGGCCGAUUCCCAAUUCUAUUCUUUCUCAUCUAAAUCCCUAAUUCCUUAUCUCAAUCCCUAAAUCCCUCUUUGUUACGUAUAAUCCCGAGUGCCGAAGAUCAGUAUCGAGAAUCCCUAGAAGCGAGGUUCUCACAGUGGUAUCAGAGCCCGGUUGCAGGCACUCGUACCAUGGUUUCGACCAACUUCGAAGAGCUCUUAAUCAACGAACUCACAAGGAUUCUGAAGUUGAAGCUGGAAGAGGUAUGGAGGAACAAGCUUACCUCGUCCUUACCGCAGCCCGGGAAAAUUGCACAGGAUUUGAUGGCGGCGAAUAAACCGGCCAGAAAAGACACGCCAACACCACCAAUCAUCGUUGUCGUGAAGACCGAGAGCGAGCCACUACAAUCACCACCGAUAUCGGGAUUGCUUGCCGCUGAAAUCGUCGCUACUCCGCACAAGGAGGAACGGGGCAAAGCUUCAAAGACGACGGUCCCUAUGAUGGUCGAAGAAGAAGAGGGAUCGGCUGGCGAGACCCUUGAAGAUCGACAACAUCCCUUGGCGCUCUUUCAAAUCACCUCCCGAUCACCACCAACCACCACCAAUGUUGUCCCAACGUCAAUCGAGGCUGCUCCCAGAUCACCGUCAGUCGAAUUGAAUCUCCCAAUUGACUGGUGGAAGUUCAGAAAGAAGCAGCGAAGCCCCAAAGAUGGAUGUGAUCAUGAGAAGUCGUCCAUGGCAGAAGGCGACAAGGCUGAAAAGUCGGUGCUGCGGCAAUCGGAGCCGGUAGCCGACAAGGAGACCGCCGGGAGAAGCUCCACCACCGUCACCCUUGAUUGGAACGACCAGGGUUCAGAUGAGCUGCUCGGAGACGGCGGGUCCCCACGUCAACAAUGACCGGCGACCUGGGACCGAGUUGGCGACGACGAUGAGUAGCGUGGCCUCAGGAUCUAGACGCCACCGCCUGGCGAACUGCCCAACGUCGGAGAAGAAGAGGGACCGCUGGAGGGACCGUCGGAGGGACCUGGCGGCGUUCGACUGGAAGCCGGAGAAGGAGCUUCUCAUCGGCAUCGACCGACGAGGCAGAGAGGAGGCGAUGUACCACCGGUCUUGGUCGCUGACGCCGUCAAUUGAGCAAGUAGCUUGGCGAUCGGCUACGGGCCCCCGAGUGGUGACGACGAACUCAUCAUAAAAGGAGAAGAAGUUGGAGGAGAAAGAGGCAGAGCUCGCCCACUGGAGUUGUUUGCCUGUGGCGUCAAUCGACGUAGAGGCGGGGUUGGAGAUGAGGCCGGAAGUGGGUGGAUCUUCGGGUCGACGGCUGGGCGGUCCGCCGCCGGGAGAGGUGGUAAUGGAGGAGGCGCUGCCGGCGGAGAAGACGACUGUAGACACCACAUUUUGUCCGGAGCAAUCAUGCUAAUUAUAUAUAUAACUAAUUGUGCAUCACAAUAAUUUUUGGAAAGAAAGUUGAAACAUUUUG